Aspergillus clavatus NRRL 1 is the source of this 4056-nucleotide messenger RNA. RefSeq names its product WD repeat protein. Gene Ontology annotation, molecular function: protein binding. The transcript has 2 exons. The record is from RefSeq and is a predicted model, not a curated record. Gene Ontology annotation, biological process: positive regulation of TOR signaling. Lineage: Eukaryota; Fungi; Ascomycota; Eurotiomycetes; Eurotiales; Aspergillaceae. Bases 1 to 4056 code for a protein of 1351 amino acids.
AUGUCGGAAUUCCCUCGACUGCCCACUCGUGGCCAUACUUCAUCACUCUCUUUCUCAUCCCACCAGUCGACGGCUCCUCCCCCUCCUCCUCCUCCGGCCCCGGUACAACAGGGUCAGAAGUACUCCCAUCGGGCGGCCAGUGCUCUAGCAAGAUUCGCCCAGCCUUUUUUCUCCGGGUCGAGACCACCAAGCCCACAGGCUCCAGCUGGUCGUGCAGAUUUGUCCACUGGUCCCCGGUCAAUCAGGUCCAAGUCCUUGCCGGGGGAAUCGCAAACCGUCACGCAUAAGACGGGAAUCCCCAUUGCCGCCCUAGACAUCUCCCCGCAGCGGACUCACGCAGUCAUUGGCGGGAAGGAAAUCUUAAAGACGAUCCGCGUCUCUCCCGACGGUCUUUCCGAGGAAGCCAAUCUUCGCAAUGCCAUCAUCAGUUACUCAUCCACCCAUCACGGUGGCAGUGCCCUCUCCGCACGGCAUAAGGAUCAGCUGACUGUCCGGGAUGUCAAAUGGUCACAUGGCAAGUAUGAUCGGAUUAUCGCCACUGCAGUGGCUAAUGGUCGUAUUGUCGUUUACGAUCUCAACCGGACCGGCUUGGAAUAUUGCCGCUUCCAAGGUCACAGCCGCCAGGUUCACCGACUGGCCUUCAAUCCACACUCUCCGGCAUGGCUGCUGUCGGGAAGCCAGGACUCAACGAUUCGCCUGUGGGACUUGCGUGCCGCGUCCACCGAGCGUGGCGUGCCAAUGUGCGGCAGUAAGGAACAGUAUUUGGGAAAUAGCGAUGCCAUCCGUGAUAUUCAAUGGUCUCCGAAUGAUAAUUCCAUGUUUGCAACCGCGACAGAUAGCGGUGCGAUUCAGCUAUGGGACUACCGAAAGGCGAGUGCUCCUAUCAUGAGGAUCACGGCUCAUGACCGGCCUUGCUUUUCAGUGGAUUGGCACCCGGAUGGCAAGCAUGUUGUCAGCGGUGGCAUGGACAGACAGGUCAAAGUCUGGGACUUUUCCUCAUCCGCCGAACGAAGACAAAAGCCCACAUUUCAUUUCCGCACACCACAAGCUGUCCUCAACGUCCGAUGGCGGCCUCCCUCCUCGGAUAGAGAACCGCCAUUCUCUGGCCAUUGGCAGUCUUGCCAGGUGGUCACGUCUUAUGACAAGGAGGAUCCCCGAAUUCAUCUCUGGGAUCUCCGACGGCCGCAUGUCCCCUUUCGGGAAUUCGAUCGUCACGACUCUAAUGCCACAGAUCUAUUGUGGCACUCCAAAGACCUCUUGUGGACGGUAGGUGACUCUGGCGCCUUCACUCAGACCGACAUCCGCUAUGCCCCGCAUGUGGUGAAUCAGCGCCCAACCUGCGCUGUCGCCUGGAGUCCCAAUGGGGAGGUGUUGGCAUUUUCCCAGAAGCGGAUGAGGCGUAGCAUCAUGGGUCUUAAUGCCAAUGAAUUCGUAGGCCAGCCGGAAGAGGAGCCCAGCAGUGGCGAAGCUGUGAGUCAGAGCCCGACGGAUGAAGUUCUCGACGAGCCUUCGUUCGUUUCCAUCCGGCAUCACCGAUUCAGUAAGUCAAGCAGUAGUCGACCGUCCAAGUCACUAAGCAGUACGCCACCCGGCGCUCCUGAAUUUGGUCCCGUUCUACAACUGGACGAAACCUUGUCCAAGAGCAGCCCGCCUGGGCCACGCCAGCUAGGAGUUGUGGGCAGUGUCCCUGGGGCCACUUCGGAUCCGGCGCUCUUUCGACACCUGGCUCGCCACUAUGCUCCUUUGCUGGAAACUCCGCGAACUGACCUUUUGCGCGUACUGCUGGAGGCAUUAGCCCAAAAUGCAGAAUCCGCCGACGAGGUCUCGUUGCUCAAACUUGCUCAGACCUGGAGGAUUGUCAAACUCGCUGUCAUUCAGGAGCUGGAAGUCAGGGCCAGAGAGCAACGUCAAAAUUCCGAAAAGGGUUCACGCAAUGUCAAGAAAAGACAAUCCAAGGAGGGCCGAGCAGCUGAGCGACCUCCAGGUUUGGACGAUGGGAGAGCCGACAGGUUGAAGAAUCGGUUGUUCCGGGGGGUGAUUGAGACAGAUGCUCCCAAAAACACUCUUGUGGAGCCAGAAAGCACGUCUAACAUCGCCACACCUCUCGCAAGGCCCUUGCCGGACUCGCCAGGUGAUUCCCUGGGCAGCUCUCACUCGCAAAUGACCUCUUUGAACGAUGACGAUAUCGAGCCUUUACCGCCAUCGGUACUAAGCUCUAAUCAAGGAACACUGAACUCGAACGUUUGGUCGUCAAUGUCGGAUGUUGAACCCAAUCCCAUUACGCAAUUUGAACAUCGCCAAUCCGACGCCAGUGAAAUCGUGCCUGCCUCCUUCGAUAGCCUCCCACGGAGGGAAUCGGUGCCCCAAAAUUCAGAAAGCGACCAAAGGUCCGCACCGCGGUCGAUCAAUCGUCGAGCCGACUGGCGAGUUCGAAAUCACCCUGAUUAUAUCAAAGGGGCUUCGGAAGACGACGAGUUCGACCAGAAAAUGGAGACCAAGAGAGCGGCGAUCCGUGACUACAAGCUCUUUCCGAAAAAGGUGCUCUCGCUUGAUUCCCAUAUCACGUCGCCAAAACCUGCAUUCCAGCGACAUGAAUCCUCGGAAAGCUUUCCCAUGUUUUCCGAAUCAACAGGCAGCUCGCACCCUUCAAAAUUGCUGGCAACAUCAUUUUCUUCUGUAGCUAGACUCCACGAUCGCUCCAAGACUGACGAGUAUAGUGCACCUGUUAAUGAAAGCCACCAAGGGGAUGCAGAGAUUGCUGCCGAAUCUGCACCGCAUCAAGUGGAAAUCGACGCUGAUGAUCUGUUUCAAGAGGGAAUUUCUGAUGUGAGCCAUACUCACUUGGAACGGCCUUCUAGUCCUCCCCUGCUUGUAAAAGAGUCUACCCCCUUGGAAGCCCUCAUCCAAGACAGCGCACGGACGACUGGUAGCGAACCGAUCACUCGGACUAUACCUGGCUGUACCGAGGACUUCUCCGAGAUCAGCGUUCCUUUGAGCCCUCAUCUGAGCGGACACAAACCCUGGAGUGCCGAGGUCCUGCUCAAAGAAGCCAUCAGAUAUUAUUAUAGCAGCAGUCAUGUUGACAUACAGUCUGCUGCACAUUUGCUCCAGAAACUACGCACGCUCUUUCAAGAAUGUGAGAAGAUCCUUCCCAGAGAGGAGUGUGAACUCAUAUUCAAGACAUACCACGAACAUCUUAUACGCCAAUCGAUGUACAUAGAAGCCGCCGAGCUUCGACUCCUGUGCGUGCCAUUAUACCCAGCCGUCUACGAAUACACACAGACGGACACCUUCAUAAAUGUGUUCUGUUUCACGUGCAAGCGACCAUACGAGAAUCCAAAACAGGACAAUCGCCAAUGUUACCAAUGCAACAAUCCCCAGGAACCUUGUGCAAUCUGCAUGAGCCUCGACCCACCCUUCGAAUGGACUUCUGGACCAAGUGCAUCCUUUGGAGAUACCAAUCUGGAAGACUCUGAAGCCACGUCGCAUUUGCUGUCUUCCUCUCACUCCUCACUGAAGACCGAACAGAUUCCCUCAUCCGAGCUGCAGUAUCUAGACGAGGUCGCGCUCGAUCAGUAUACUUCCCCACAGCCCAAGGGCUCUACGCUCUGGACAUGGUGCCAAGGUUGCGGCCAUGGAGGUCAUGUGGCAUGUAUCACUACAUGGUUGAGUGACGUCUCUAUCAGCGAAGGGGGUUGCGCCACCCCGGGCUGCAUGCAUGACUGUGGGCCAGGACCACGCCGCGAGCAUAAUCGUAGUGUUUUACAGGAAGAGUCUAAGAAACGGGACUCUACCAGUCGGAAACCUGGGGCCGGAUUCGUCAAGCGCGACCCGUGGACCAAGGGCGAGAGCAAAGCUGUCGAAAAGGUCCGCGGUAUGCUGGGGGUUGCUGCAUCUGGGGGAAGCAAUGCCCCAACGGCUACUAUGGGCGCCGGCGGAGCGCCCUCGUCCGGCAUGAUGUCGCCCAAGAAAGUGAGGCUGGUGACGCCGAGUGAACAGGGCAAACAAAGAAGUGGUUCAACACGGGCAAGUCGUGGUAGCGGACUCAGCGGCUGA